AUGAUGGGGUCCGAGUCUUCGAGCUACCGGCCGAAGAGGCGCCCGUCGGACUCGUCUCCUGAAGCUCCCAACAAGAAGCGGCCACCCCCUGAUGAAGAGAACACCGCAAACGAUCCUGAGGAUGCCAUCACUCAGGAAGAGAUCCAGAGCAUAGGAUCGCCAUCAGACAAGCCCAAUCAAGCUGGCAAGAUUCGCAAUGCUUUCUCUGAACUCAUGGCCCCGAAACCCAAGACAAAGACCAAGACCCACUCUGCCAGUUCAGCAACUAACAACAACCCCUACGCCGGCCGUGAUGGUUUAGGCUACUACGUCGAAAAGGGCGAAUACUUGCCUGUCGGCGCCAAGAUCUUUGCGGACGCUUACUUCGUCGCCAUCCCUGACAUGUACCCCAAAGCGACAGUGCACUACCUCCUCCUCCCGCGGUCGGCAGACAAGAACCGGCUGCACCCCUUCGACGCGUUCGAUGACGCCGACUUCCUGUACUCGGUGCGUGGGGAAGCGAACAUUCUCGCAGGCCUCGUCGCCAGGGAGCUGCAGCGCCAGAUCGGGGAGCACAGCGCGUCCGAGGCGCCGCGGCGCGCCGUCCUUGCCGGAGAGGUCGAGGCCGAACUGGACGAGCGCGGCAGGGUCGUGCUCCCGGCGGGCAGGGACUGGAAGAAGGAGCUCAAGGUCGGCGUGCAUGCGCACCCGAGCAUGAACCACCUGCACGUGCACGUCGUGAGCCGCGACAUGCACUCGGACAGGAUGAAGGUGCGCAAGCACUACAACUCGUUCACGACCGACUUCUUCGUGCCGCUGGCCGACUUCCCCUUGGCCAAGGACGACCCGCGUCGGAACCAGGCGGGCUGGCACGAGCAGCCGAUGGUGUGUUGGCGGUGCGGACGCGACUUUGGCAACAAGUUCAAGGAGCUCAAGAAGCACCUCGAGAAGGAGUUUGACGAGUGGAAGAGGGAGUAA
Molecule: messenger RNA, 957 nt
Organism: Diaporthe amygdali
Lineage: Eukaryota; Fungi; Ascomycota; Sordariomycetes; Diaporthales; Diaporthaceae
Exons: 2
Coding region: 1-957 (318 amino acids)
Biological process (GO): single strand break repair; double-strand break repair
Cellular component (GO): nucleus
Molecular function (GO): double-stranded RNA binding; DNA 5'-adenosine monophosphate hydrolase activity; single-strand break-containing DNA binding
Source: RefSeq, a predicted model, not a curated record